AUGGCGGUACUCUCCCAUCGUCCUGGACAAUCAAAGCAGGGCCGCCAGCGAAAGGAGAGCCAAAGUUCGCCAAAACUUCUAUUCGUUGCAUUUGAUGGAACAUGGCAUGGCAGCGUCAAAAGCUCGAAAGAGACCGUGGUAUCCUGCCUACCUGAUCUCAUCUCCAAAUGCGAAGAUGUUCGAAAGAUUCGUGUCAACGGAGUCGGGACAGACGGAUUGACAGACAAGAUCCUUGGAGGUCUUGGUGGUUGGGGCACGCGAAGGAAUGUCAUAACUGCUUAUCGCGCAUGGGCCGCUCGAUAUCUGGCAAUGAUAAUCGACUGCCUUGGCCUAGUCCAGAACGGAGUACCGGAGUUCUUCAAGCGUUUGUACGACACCUGCAAGAAGGACCCGUAUCUUACCAAGGCCAACAAGGAUGAAGUACGAUGCAAUUACAGCUUCUGGGACGACAUUCAAAUCGAUGCAUUGUGCUGUUUCGAUACAGUUGGUUCGCUGGGUAUCCCACUGUUUGGUAUCGCAAAGCCACUAUCCUAUCUUCACAGAAGCAAGUAUAAAACCAAGGUCAUAGACCAUGUUCCAAAUAAUGUGAAAUACUCCUUCCAUGCUUUGGCGCUGCACGAAACCAGAAGUCCCUAUAGUCCAACUUACAUGUGCGGACACAACGUCCACCAGGUUUUCUUUUUAGGAGACCAUGGUAACAUGGGUAAGCUUGGACAACAGGAAGACCUUGUGCACGCUCCUCUUGCUUGGAUGGUCCAACAACUAUCUUCCCACCUGGGUGUUUCUUUUGAUGAAGAUAGACUCAAAAGACGCUUCCCAAGCUGCACUUCUGAAGGGCAAACCGAAAGGAUGUCUCGACAACUUACUCACGAUACCACGCAUGAGGCCAUGAUGAAGCAUGCCUGGUGCUGUCCAAGCGGAUCUAUCCCUGGAGCUGGAGUCGGCAGGCUAGUCAUCAUGGGUAGAAAGGACCGGAACCCAGGAAUUGACGCCGACUGCACCGAUUCCAGGACAGGCGAAUCAAGUCAGCAUGAAGCUGCUUCGGCUCAUGCCCAGGUACAUAUUGGCGCUCGUGGAAGACAAGAAUGCGGCUUUGACGAUGCAGUGCCAGGGUAUCUUGGUGUUCAGCCAAUGGAUCCGAACCAAGUGUUUUUCUGGAAGAGAAGAGCGACAGGUGAUCAGGAAGUUGUGGCUGCGGAUGUUAUUCAGGAGGCAAAGGUUGGAUAUUUGGAGGCGAGGCUCUUGGGACUUCCUGUGGCGGCAGCUAGUCACCCGGAAUGCUGUGGCCUGAACCGCAUCCGAGAAGAGGAUAUUGACACUGAAGUUUCAGUUGAGAAUGAGGAGCCAGCCAUUGUAAUAAGGCAGACCACCUACCCUGAAGCUGAACGCCUACGAUCUCAAUAUGAGCCAGAGGAAGCAAUGGUAAAGUCAUGUACACGGCUACUUCUGACAGAGAUCAAGGGCUCUGUCAGUGCGUAUAGUAUAAUGAUGACUUAUCAAUCUACGCCAACGGCUAACACCGCUAUUCGCGAAGAUUCCAUGUUUGAGCCGCAUGGUAUCGAGCCAGAGGAGAUAUACAAUAAAGAAGGCCAGAAGCAGAAAAAGUUCAAAUGCAAAUUCUGCAACAAGUCUUUCGUUUACCAAUAUUCACUAUCAGACCAUCAUAGGGACAAACAUGCUUCUGAGAAGAUAGAUGAAUCUAUUCAGAGCGUGACCACAAAUGGAUCCAGUCAACCCACGGAAGACAGCCCAAAGAGAAAGGAUGAGCAUCCCCUUGCAGCCAAAGUCCACAAGUGCAUGCGAUGCAACAAGGUCUUUGGUUCUAGGGCUGCACUUGCACAGCAUGAAGAAACUAAGCACCCCAUGCAAUCGACAGACCAUGCAGAGAUAAAUGGUGGAAAUAAGGGGGCUGCAGCUGAGGAGGAGAGCGUCGAGGAUCCCAUCAAAAAGCCAGGCAAGAAACCCACAGAGAGACUGGUGGCAGAUCUUCCUCCACCAACAUUCAAGUGCAGUGACUGCGAGGAGGCGUUUUACUUCGAUGCUGCGCUUCGAGAGCAUCAAGAUUUGUUCGCUCAUGGGCCUUUUUCAAUAAGGGAGAAGAAGCCGGAGACGGUUACAGGACCUCCUGCCCCCCGACUUAAGUGUGAGAGCUGCGACGAGGCCUUCCACUCUGGGGCUAUGCUUCUUGAGCAUGAGAAAAAGGUCAGACAUGGCCUUUGCACAGAACCAAAGAAGGAGCCAGUCGAGAAGCCGGUGGCAGGACCUCCUCCACCAAAAUUCAAGUGUCAAGUUUGCGGCGAGGCGUUUUACUUUGCUGUUAUGCUCACCGAGCACGAGAAAAAGCUCGGCCAUGUAUCGCCAGUAACAAGCAAGAAGCCCGUAGAGACAAGGGCUUCAGGACCUCCGCCGCCAACCAUUAAGUGCGAGGACUGCAACGAGGCCUUUUACUAUCAAGCUAUGCUUGUUGAGCAUCUCGAAAAGGCCGGUCAUGGCCUAUGGAAAGGAACAAAGAAAAAAGCCGGGGAACCGGUUCCACCACCCCAACAUAAGUGCGAGGAAUGCAACGAGGCUUUUUACUAUAUUGGUAAGCUUUAUGACCAUCAAGAAAGGCUUGGCCAUGGCAAACGAGCAGCGGAGAAGAGCAAGUCGGUUGAGAAGCCAACGGCAGAGGACAAGGCAGAAAGAGCCAGCGUUUCAGUGUACAAAUGCACCGACUGCGGCAGGCUAUAUCGCGAUUCGGACCGGUUUCUGGACCAUAUGGAUCAUAACCAUGGGCGCCAUCCCAAACCCCCCCAAAGAUGUCUUACGAAGGUGGCCCCGGAAGAGGCUGAUGCUCCCGUCAAGAAGGUUACGUCAGGAUUCAGAUGCAAGCCAUGCAACGAACCCUUCCGUAACCAGCAUCUGCUUGUAGUGCACUGGGAGAGAAGACACAAGGACGCUUGGUUCGCAUUAUUUGACCAGGACAACAUCUCGGAUGAGUCGCUCUCGUACUCGGACUUCCAGAACUUCGAGAAUUACGAUGAAGACGACAUGUUGGGUGAUCUCAGAGAGAUAGACUCGUGGUCUUCCGACAAGAACAAGAUACACUGCAUGACAUGCUGGAAGAAGUUCAGAACCUCUUCUCAGAUGGUGGAGCACGUGGAGAUGCGUGAAUGCCACUCUUAUAUUGGUCCUCGUUCGAUCAAAUGGGCUAUCAACACGAGCGAUCAGAGCGUGGUAUCGAGGUGCUAUUCUGAUGACCAGUUUCAGUGCCCUGGCUGCGAAGCCAGUUUUGACUCUUUGAGUAGCUUGCUUCGCCAUGCGGAGGGGAACAAGUGCAGUGCUGAUGUUAGCCAGGGCCCGUUGAAGGCUUUCAUGACAGAGACCGGACAUGCCUCCGAAGAUACAGACGGCGCCGAAUCAGAUGGUGGCAACAAAGCGUUAAAGUCAUCCAAAUGCCCAGUCUGCAAUCGGCCAUUCAGAUCUGAGUACUGGCUAUUUAGGCAUUGGCUGCAGAAGCACCGGGAGAGCAAGCAUGCCUCGGAAGUUCCGGUCGCUUCUGUUGAACCCGCCGAAGACGCAAAGCCAAGCCCCAAGGUACAGAACCCAGCUUUGGACAGCGAUGUCCCUAUCAAACAAGAGGAUCUGAAGCAGGAGGACCAAGAUCAAGACGAUGAGCCGACUGUUUUGAGUUGCCCUCAUUGCGACAGAAUCUUCAAUUUACAAUCUGGACUUGAUCAACAUAAGAAGGCAAAGCAUGAUCCGAAGCCAGAAACGGACAAGAUCAACUGCAAAUGGUGCAACAAAAGAACUUUCGUUGAUGACCAUGCACUCCAAGACCAUUACAGAGACGCCCACAAUCUAUGCACGCAUUGUGGGAAAGCUUUCCGUACUAAAGCUGCACUUGAACAACACAAACGCGCCACCAGACAUCCAGAGGAAACGACAGAGCCUGCAGAGAACCCAGUUAGAAAUUCAAAAAGUCAAAGGAAAAAGGCCGCUGAACCUUCUCCAAAACAGUACAAGUGCGACUUCUGCAAAUCGAGCUUUCACCAUUUCGAUCUGCUUGAACAGCAUGUUAGACGCCAUAACCUUUGGUCGGACGGUGGGCCCGUUACUGUAUACAAGUGCGACUUUUGCCCCAAGACGUUUUACUCUUAUGACGAGGUUGAACAUCAUAUGAUAACUACUUAUCGUUUCUCUUCGCCUAAUCCAUGGGACGAGAGCUAUGAGGAGACUGACGAGGAGGACUACGAGGACAACUACGAAGAUAGUGAUGAGGAGAGCGAUGAGCAGAGCGAUGGUGAUGACUACGAUGAAAGCGAUGAGGAUGACGACGUGGAGAACGAGGAGGAGAGCAAUGAAGAAAACACGGAUGAGAGUGACGAGGAGAAUGAUAAGGAGCCCGCCGAAAAGCCAGGCGAGAGCUGCACAGAGAAGCUGGAUGCAGAACUCCCUCCACCGCCAUUCAAAAUUGAGCAUGAGAAAAAGGUCGGACAUGGCCCUUUGACAGUGCCAAAAAAUGAGGUCGCGAAGUCUGAGAACGCUGAGGACAAGACUUCCAACAAAGAGAGUGAAAACGCCACCGAAUCUCAUCCAGCACUGCUUGAAUGUGAGGACUGCUUCGAUGAGUUUUACGACUUUGAAUCGCUUCACAGGCAUUCGGUCUGGUUAUGCCGCACUCCUUGGGCAAAAUGGGUAAGGGUGCUUACGGGCAGAGCGGCCCCAGAACCUUUUGCACACUUUUUCAAAUGCGAGUUUUGUGCUCAGGUGUUUUACACUUUCGCCAGCCUUGAUGCUCACCAAGAAUUUCUCAGCCAUGGCCCUUAUUGGGAUGGAAGUAAGAGGAAGAAGCCCCUCAAGAAGCGGUAUGAGGGGCAGACCAUGGAGAACUGGAAGGAACACGAUCCCCUUUUGGUGUAUAGAUGCAUCCAAUGUGCAGAGACAUUUGGUACAAUGGAGAAUUUCAUGAAUCAUGCGUGGUUCCGGCAUGGGAGUGUCCUCAGACACCCCAACGAUUUUCUCGAAAAGCUGCCUCCCCCCAACGUUCCGGAGAAGACCGUAAAGUCCGGAUACAGAUGCACACCCUGCGACGAGCCCUUCAGGUCUGAGGACCUACUUGAAAAGCAUUGGGAGAGCGAACAUACCGAGACGUGGCUGCAAUUAUUCGAUCGUGGUAACAAGAAAAGGCCCAAUUAUUGGAAUGGCAAGAUCUCUUGCAUAACCUGCUGGAAGAAGUUCAGAAAGCCAUCCCAGAUGAUGCUGCAUGUGGAAACGGGUAAAUGCCACGCUUACCUAGAUACCGAUGAGAUCAAAUCGGCUAUCAAGAAGAGUGAUCAGAGCGUGGUGUCGACAUUCUACACUUCCGAUGGCAAGUUUCAGUGUCCCAAUUGUGAUUACACCUCUCUGGCCCUGAGCGAUCUGCUUUUCCAUGCGCAGGGUAGCGAGUGCAGUUUAUCUAUCCGUCGACGCCCGAUGGUGGAUUUCAUGAGUGAGGUGAGGUGGCGUAUGAUAGAAGCGUCUUAA
Molecule: messenger RNA, 5505 nt
Organism: Fusarium subglutinans
Lineage: Eukaryota; Fungi; Ascomycota; Sordariomycetes; Hypocreales; Nectriaceae
Exons: 10
Coding region: 1-5505 (1834 amino acids)
Biological process (GO): regulation of transcription by RNA polymerase II
Cellular component (GO): nucleus
Molecular function (GO): sequence-specific DNA binding; DNA-binding transcription factor activity, RNA polymerase II-specific
Source: RefSeq, a predicted model, not a curated record